AUGUCUUUAUUACCUGGCACUUACCCGCAGGUUGCUCACCACAUCCCGGGCAUCGACCUAUCGAAGUUCGGCGUUCCAACUACCCAAUACCGUCCUCCUACAGCCGUCCAGAAUGAGAGCUGCCUCUCUCAGCCUUCAUUUGCCCCGGCUCCAAAGUAUGGACAAGAACUGUUUGUCAAGCAAGACUUUGGGUCUGAGAUAGUCACCUCCUUUCAGAAGGAUGCUCAGGACCUCCGCCAGGUAAAUGCUGCUCAGGCAGGCCAGAUCAUCGAGCUUCGCCAAGUCAAUGCCUCACAAGCAGAUCAGAUCAUAGAUUUGAAGAUCCGAAACGCUGUUCUGGAGAACGAUCUGAAUCACGCUGUGAAGGACAAGGAGAACGUCGUCAGCACAAUUGGCAUCGUCAUUCAGUCCAUUACUCGUGGUACCUCUGUUACCCCGACUCCUCAGGCUGUUUCUGUCCCAGAUUCCAACUAUUUCACGUCAAGCAGCGAUUCCAAGAUCAUUGCUCAAAACAAGGAGAUUGAGAGAUACCGGAAGGCUGAACGUUCUUUGAGAGCUCGCAUUUCUGAUCUGGAGCGUGAUCAUGAGAUUCGUGGGCGUGCCAGAGAGCGAGAGAACGAUGACGGCUCCAUGGGCAGAGAUCACAAAUUUUUGAGACAGAGCGGAUGGGGCGAGAACGCUCACACCAUUGACUCUGUUAUCCCCCCUCCCAAACACCAUCCUGGAUUCGCCCAAGCCAAAAAGUUGUCGGGUCCUGCAGCCUCUGAGCUGAUGGGAAGCUGGGCUAUGGACGAUGCCAGCCACUCACCAACCCGACGAAACUCUCCGAUUGUCAAGCCGGUCCACGACCCUGCUGCGGCGGAUGUUGGCAUGUGUAGCUUGGAAGACUUUCUUGAGAACAACGGGCUCCCGGCUGUGGUUUCCACCCCUUCCCCGACGGCUCAAGCUACACGACCCAGCCUAUUUGAUGUGGACCGCCCUAUUGAUGAGCAAAUUGCGGACUUUAUCAAGGCCGAUGCCCAAUUCUUGAACAUGCCCAAGCCCAAUGUGCUAAAGGUUGGGUUCAGAUCCGAGGGUGCCCAUCGGGGUGCUGACUACGACAACAUGAAGCCUCCUGAGCCGCUCCCUCCUCUUCGGAAAAGAACGGAUUGGCAGCGUCCUCCUCCUGGAGCUCCAAAUGGUCCACGAGGCUAUCGUCGCGAAGAGGAGCUUCCUGACUACCUCAAGGAGGCAGCCUUUGACCGGAAUGGUGGCCUGUGGAACAACUUUGACGACAAGAACGAUGCAGUCAAGAACCAUAUGCGUGCUGCUGGUCGGAGGGAGGCUCGUCAAGUUGAGCUAUUUAAGUAUGGCAUCCAAUACACCCCAACAGAGAUGGAUUCCAACUACUUCCGCACAAUCCAUAUCAGCAACCUGCCUCUCGGUACCGAUGCUCGAGACGUGCUGGCCAGAAUCCGAGGCGGUGACGUCCUCAACGUUGCUGUUCUGAACAUGGGCAAGAUUGCCUCAGACUCCGUCCAGGCCAGAGUCGUCUUCAAGGACGAAGCUGCGGCAAUGGCCUAUCUUUCAUAUGUGGAGAAGAACCCCAUUUCGUUCAGUGCGGGAGAUGACGGAGAACCCAAGGUCGUUGAAAUCGCUCUCAUUGAGACCCCCACCUAUCCGAUCGCGUUCAGAUUGGCCAGAGCGCUCUCGCAACAGACUCGAUGCAUUGCUGUGCGUCGUAUCCCAAGCUCUUUCUCCCUCAAUGCCCUCGAGCACAACCUCGCUUGUGGAAGCCGCUGGAGAGCCGAGGGUCUGGUUGAGAUGUUCAUCGAUGAGGAGGGCGUCCUGCACUUGGAGUUCUCCAGUGUCUCCAUUGCAGGCGGUGCCUGGUCUAUCCUCACGACGUUCAACUACUACCGCGGCUUGGAGUGCCGCUGGGAGAAGGAUCCGUGCUCUGGCGAUGUUGAGGAGUUGGCCGAAGGCGUGAUACCUAGACGUCCAACGUACCCAGCCAACUGGAACAUGUUGCAACCCGGCGAGGGCAUUGCUGCGGAGAGCACCCAGGCUGAGGGUAGAAAGCCGCUUGCUGCGCUCUCCAAGCAAAAAGUCGAUAUCCCAAUAUUCAGCGGUGCAAAGCUCCAGUCGAGCAGUUGGGCCGACGAGGUCAACGGGGAACUGAGUGAGACUGAGGUUUCACCAGGUCCCCGUGGAAGUUCUGGUCAAGAAACUGGUUCAAGUUUCUCAGAACCUGUGGAGAGCAGCAAUGCUGAUACCAAUAGCCCCAUCAGCACCACUGAUGCUACGGAUGUCUCCAAGUCUGGCUCAACCUCAUCUCCAACUACUGUUGAUGCCGAUCUCUCACUCCUCCGAGCCCCGAACACCAACCAACUCCUCGCGGCGACGACUUCCAAGGUCGAGUCUUCCACUCAAGACCUUCCAAAGCCCCUCGUUGGUCUUGCCGGAAGUAAGUAUGCCAGCUCGGUGCCCUCCGUCACCGAUAUCUCACCUCCCCACCGUCCUACGCAAGCCCCUACCUUGGGAGCGGGCUUCGCUAUUGCCAGCAAGCUAUCCUAUAGCCCGCCACGAGUCAACUUGUCACAUCUCAUCGCCUCCCCACCCGUUUCACCCCCUUUGGGCUCUCAGCCAUCACCAAUCAAGAAAACUACGCACCACCACAUCCCAGAGGAACUGUCCGCCACCGGACCAGAUACCACUGCCGCUAUUGCGGAGAACACAAAGGUGGUCACGCCGCCGCCCCAGCCCCAGCUAUUCCAGUGGUUCCAAGUCGCCAGCAGCAACAAGAAGAAGCGCGGCUACGCAGCUACCGCGCAGGAAGCCGAGGCUCCAACUUCUCGCCGCAUCACAGCGGAGAGCCGCGCCCCUGAUGAUGUUGAAGGCAAGGAAGGGGGGGAGGACCUCGUCUUCAUCGUCAGCAAUCCGGAUGAGAUUUCCCUGGACGAUGAUGAUGACAACGUGAAGGAGCAGAAGGAGCCGGGCGAUGAGGUUUCUCACGGCAUGGACCCGCUGGUGAAGAGCGCGGCAGGCAUCAAGGCAGGUGUGCUCGCUCAUGCUCCUCGUGGAGAUGAGCAGGCCAUCAUCGCCGCCAACACGGACGAGAGUACGAGUACCGCUGCUGAGCGCGAGAAGCAGGGUGGCCCUGCGGAGGCCUGCGGAGCAGUGCAUUGA
Drepanopeziza brunnea f. sp. 'multigermtubi' MB_m1 is the source of this 3168-nucleotide messenger RNA. RefSeq lists its product as uncharacterized. The record is from RefSeq and is a predicted model, not a curated record. NCBI's taxonomy places the organism in Eukaryota, Fungi, Ascomycota, Leotiomycetes, Helotiales, Drepanopezizaceae.